CGUUUGUUUGUAAAGUUUUGCAUCUCGGAACUGAGGAGGUUAUUUAAUGAAAUGGUUGUGUCCGCUCACAGCUCAAAUUCUCUCUCAAAGUCUCUCUGUGGGACCAUCACAGAGCUAGAACAACUGUGAUUAAAAUCACAUUAAAGCUAUCGAUUCAAAUCAAAGCGGCGAAUGGAAUUGUUUUUAUUACCUUUAUUAUAAAUUUUCAGAGGAACACUGUUUUCAGCUUUUAUUAACACGGUAAGUUAGAGUUGAAUUUUGGAAGGUAUUUUAAAUUAAAUUAUAACCAUUUUCUUUAUUUGGAAAAUGACAAGUUUUGACAAAUUAGACUAAUAUCAACGUAGCUAAUAGUUGUUAGCUGUUAUUGUUACUAAUAUUAUUUUCAUAAUUAUCAUGAUUAUUGUUACUGUAACUGCUAAGCCGGUCAUGGUCAUUGACUUUGGUUUUCAUUCCUCUCAGGAUCAUCUAAUGAGGUGCUCGCAGAGAGAGAGAGAAAGAGAGAGGCUUGGCCACGGAGGGAGGCGCCUCUCCGUCUUUUAUCGCCUUUGAAGAGUUUGUUCUCUCGCUUUUAGAAGAAGACAUACCCGUGAGAAAGUCAGUUGCUCGAGAAUUAUGUUGCUUUAAAGAAGCGCGUGUGGAUUUUACCCGAGAAGAUACGCUCAGCUGCCUACUAGAAGAGCGAGGCUGUAAGGAUUUGGCACGCUCAAGUAAUCCAUCAGGGAACGCACGGUGGGAGUUUGGUGGUGGCCGAGGAGUCAGAUCAGAGCAAUGCCUGCCAUGCCAUCAGUCACCGAUACACCUUGUCACAGGAAACGCUGGCAGGUGCUUGUAUGGGUUGGCAUGUCUCUGCUGCCCCUAGUGGCAGGAGGCAGGUCACGUUUUCAAGCAGAAUCUGAAGCUGCGGUAGGAUUUGCUGGGUUGGAGGAGCUGCCAUUAGAGGCUUUUCCAGACGCUGAGGAAGAGCUUGAGGAGGGCAGUGACUCCCCAUGGCACAGUUUGUUUGAUCCAUCUGUGCUCGUCGAGGAUGACCAACAGCCAGCAAUAUGGGAACGUUCCCCUCGCUCACCGGACACUUCUGACAUACAGACCAAAGGUGCACGCAAGAAAAAGAAGAAAAAAGAGAAGGAGGAAAAGAAAAAGAAAGAGAAGAGCAGCAGGGCUCAGCAUAGCAGCCGGGACUGUCGUGUAGAGAAACGUGAGAUGCGUGUACGGGACCUGGGCAUGGGCUUCGACUCAGACGAGAUUGUCCUUUUCAAGUUCUGCAUCGGCUCCUGCCAGAGGUCUCGUGGGAACUAUGACUUGGCACUGCGCGCUCUGCUGGCCAACGGUAGUCUGCCCAAGCGCACCGCCAGGAAGGUUAGCGCACACCCCUGCUGCCGGCCCACGGGCUAUGAACCCGUCUCCUUCAUGGAUGCUACCACAACCUGGAGAACCAUCAAGUCCCUCUCUGCAGCAGACUGUGAGUGCGUGGGAUGAGGCAAGCUGAAUGAGGGGAGGGGGAGCGUGACCUGCAGAAACGGUGCAAAGAGAGGAAAGGAGGAAUCAGGAAGCCUCCAGGGCCAUGGCUACAGAACGAGGUCAGGCGAGUUGGCCAUGGUGAAGCGCUGUGAGGGAAUUUGAUUUGGCUGUGAGUGAUUCACAACAACAGCCUAUGUAUACAAAGUUUCAUCACACCAAACCUCGACAGAAAAGCUUGAAUGACGUUAGAUUACGAUUCGACCAAGUCCAAGACCAAGAGAUGACGAGAGACUCUUUGGGCUCAAUAUGGAGAGAGUUUGAGGAUGGAAGAACAGCAACUUCAGUUUGUCCAUCUGAAUGGCUCUAUAAACAAAAACUACAUGUUAUAACUCGACGAGCAUUUGCUUACCAGGAGUUUCAUCAGACUUGGAUACAGCACAAAACCCUGUUUCAUUUGUCAGACUCAUUUGUUGAUCCUGGAUGUCAGUGCCCAUUUUCCUGGCCUUCAGUCUGGCAUGUAAUAUUUCAGCCAGAUUAGCAACAUUUGGAUCGUUCAUUAUUAACAGCACAUUAUUGUGGUAAUUACAAUGUAAUUGCACAAACAUAUGUGGAGUAUUAUUAAAAGUUUAGUCCGACAGAAAACACGCAGGCCAGUUAGUAUUACCCUUUCAUCUGGAAGUGCUGAAGGUUUAUUGUAUUUGCAGUAGGUUUUUCAUUUCUCAGGAUUUUUACAUGAAUGAUAUGAACUAUUUUUCUAGCUUACAUUUUUAAUCAUUUUAAUACCACAAAUAAAGUAAGAGGUAUUAAAGGGUUCAUGUUCCACAAGGCCAGUUUUUUAUAUAAUAAGUUGAUGAAAGAUAAAGUCAAUAAAAUAUAUAAAGAUGAAUAUUUGAUUGCUUAACCAUAGGGACUGUGUAGCCCAGUAGUACAAUGCAAUAGUUUUUUCCUAUUUAUUUUAUGCUUGUACAUCAAAUAUUAAUGUACAAAUUACAUAUUAUAUUAAAAAAAAAUAUCAUUAACAUAUGUAUCAUAAACAUUUAUGAUAAAAUAUUAUCAUAAACAUAGGUAAACAUGAUGUAGGCCUAAACUGUCAAACUAUGCGAAAUGAUACUUGGAUUUAGCUACAUACCAAACUAAAGGCCAGUUCUUAAUUCAUCUUGCUUGAUAUUUUAGCAUUUAUAUAUUGAUUUAGUUGCACCAUAGUUAUUUGGCCUGACAGGGUUUUCCCCAUUCUAGUUAUCAACAACAAGAAAUUAGCAUAAUGUGAUGUCUACCAGACUGUGCUUUAGCAGGGUCAUUAGCGUUCUAUUUUCUCAACACAGAUGACCACAAUGCAUUUGCCAUUGUUUAUUUUACUGUUACCAAAUGGAUGCCAUGCAUCCCUUAACAUUUACUGUACACUUAACAGAUAUCAUAUUUAUUUUUUUCAUUUAAGUUAUUUAUUUAUUACCAUGUCUACACAUGUGUCUUGUGGAUGUUUAUAUUUAUUGUUUAAACCUUGGCCUGUGUUCUUCAAUCCCUGUCAUCUCACGAUGAACCGGCGUGGAUAACAACAAGGCUUUGACGAAGGUCAGCUGCAAAAUAUGACAGUUGCAGAAAAACUCAGCUAUUUAACCCAAAAGUUUUCACAGAGUAAGAAGGACUUGUAGAUAACUUUGUCAUGAUCUGACAAGGGAUUUCAUUGGGUGCUUUUCUGAGUCCUCAAAGAGUUAUAAAACUCUCCGAGCACUUACUGGGAAGUCUCAGAUUCAGUUUAUGAAAAGGAAAUUAAAAUAAUUUUCUUCCAAAAUACUAAGGAUGAGGGGGAGUUUGAUUGUUUUCUGGCUAGCCCCAUCUGUCUGGCCAAUCUGCGGACCUUAAAAGAGUCCUGAUGUUUCAAUAAUAAAAGCUGCUCCGAAAUGACAUCUAAAAAAUAUUGUUUUAAAAAGCUGACAACAAUAAAUUGCUUUGCUUCAGUAUUUUACAUGUUUUAUUUAUCAAUUAUAAUUGUUGUUGGCAAAGUUACUCUUUAUUUUUGUACUUCACAUUUUCUGUAUAGGAAUAAAGCUGUUUAUACAUAAUGUGAA
Molecule: messenger RNA, 3524 nt
Organism: Cyprinus carpio (common carp)
Lineage: Eukaryota; Metazoa; Chordata; Actinopteri; Cypriniformes; Cyprinidae
Product: artemin b
Molecular function (GO): receptor tyrosine kinase binding; growth factor activity; glial cell-derived neurotrophic factor receptor binding
Source: RefSeq, a predicted model, not a curated record